Molecule: messenger RNA, 693 nt
Organism: Thelazia callipaeda (thelaziosis nematode)
Lineage: Eukaryota; Metazoa; Nematoda; Chromadorea; Rhabditida; Thelaziidae
Source: the annotation of a GenBank genome assembly
AUGGUGGCUACUUCAAUUAAUGAUUGCAUUCUGCGAAGUCGGAAGGAAGCAGAGUACGUAAUUUCUUCUGAUCUCGACGAAGUUAUUGUAGUUUAUGAGGCAUCAUCGUUGUCACAUUUCUUGCAUAAUUUACAAAAAAAGUAUGAAAGUUUUCAGAAUCACUGGGCUAAUAUUUCAAAUCCAAAUGAAAUUGAUUUCAGUAACUUUGCAAAUAUUUUGCUGGAAAAUUACACUUGGCCAAAAGGUUCUCGGAGUAAAAUAAUUGUUCGACCAGAGUAUGUUUAUAGUGCUCAUGUACAUGACGUAUUAAGUGUGGAUCGUGGUAAACUCAUAACGACUGUAUCACCCAAAACAGCUCGAGUAUUUCAUCUAAGGCGAAUAAUGCAAGAUAAACUUUUAUCUUCAAAAUCUGUUAUGAAGACUAAUGCAUUAGCCCGUUUUGUUAAUCCUUGCAAUAAAUCAUGGAAAAAUAGGUUACAAACAAUUCAACAGCUCCCUGAUGUUAAAAUUUUACACGGAAAUACUUGGCCUCAGCGAGGAGUUCAGGUAAUGAAGGAAUUAGAGAAUUGCCGAGUGCAACUGCAAUCUGUUCAAAAUUGUUCAUGUAAUUCUAUUUAUCUGUGCUCGUCUAAAAUCACUUCUGUUGAUACCGAUGAAUGGGUGCUAGGAAAGCAAGCUUGGACUACUUUAUAG